Sturnus vulgaris (Common starling) is the source of this 879-nucleotide messenger RNA. The record is from RefSeq and is a predicted model, not a curated record. Lineage: Eukaryota; Metazoa; Chordata; Aves; Passeriformes; Sturnidae.
AUGGUGCUUCUGUUCCUUUUGGCAGCUCUGCUGCAAGGGCUCGUUUCCAGCAGCCUGCACGGCUCCAGGUUUUUGGCAGGAGAGCUCGGAGGCUCCAUCACCCACCAGUGCUUCUACUCCACCACCCCAGCCAACAAACACGAGCGGAAAUAUUGGUGCAAAACAUCAGCAAGUGGCGUCUGCUACACCAUCGUCUCCAGCAGGUUCAUCUCCAGCGAGUACAGGGGCAGGGUGGCCCUGCGGGAUGUCCCCCAGAAUGGCACCUUCAGGGUGACAAUGACAGGGCUGAGGAGCAGCGACUCGGGCACCUACAGGUGUGGCAUCGGCAGCACCAAUGAAGGGCUCUACGUCAGCCUCAACCUCACCGUUUUGGCAGAUGCCCCAGUGUCGAGGCCAACCCAGCUCAUCCGAGGGGAGCUGCACGGCUCUGUCACUGUCCUGUGCCCCUCUGGGGACACCCAGAGGGACCAGAAGAGGUUCUGGUGCAAAGUGGGCAGAAGCAGCUGCACUCUCAUGGGCAGCUCUGAUGGCUUUGUGAGCAGGAGGCUCCAAGGACGGAUCGUUAUCAGCCCCCAGGAGAGCUCUGGAGCUUUCAAAGUCCUGCUAAAUGACCUAAAGAAGGAAGAUUCGGGGCUGUACCUGUGUGGGACACAGGGAUGGAGGGGGCAGGAGAUCCUACAGGAGGUGGUUCUGCAGGUGGCCACAGCCUCCACCCUGCCCAGGAGACCCAAAUUCCUCAGUGCCACAGUCGGGGGCUCGGUGUCCUUCCAGUGCCACCACGACCCCAAGGGCACCUACGAGAGGAAAUACCUGUGCAGUCCCACCAAGGGAGGAUCCAAAUGUCCAGCAGUGACCCCGGCAGCUCCACGGUGGUGCUGA